This is a messenger RNA of Sus scrofa (pig), 5607 nucleotides long. The record is from RefSeq and is a predicted model, not a curated record. Lineage: Eukaryota; Metazoa; Chordata; Mammalia; Artiodactyla; Suidae.
ACGGGCAAAGCCAGGGAUUGAACCCACAUCCUCAUGGAUACUCAUCUCGUUCUUAACCUGCUGAGCCACAAUGGGGACUCCAGUUCUCACAAUCUCGAGAGCAGUGGCUUUCUGUUUGAUAGCAAAGAAACGGAUGCUCACGAGGUAAAGCAGCUGGUGGAAAAAGCGGUGUUGCAUGAGGGCAGGUUCCGUAGUGUGUCCACCCCGCCCCACCCAGCGCAACGUCUGGCCAGUGAGUGUUGAAGCAGCAUCUGUUGGAUGAACUGGUGGGAGCCACACAACCUCGGGUUAGUCUAAGACUCUUCUGUAAAAUGAAGCUGGGACUUCCCUUCCUCCCAGGGCUGCUUUGAGGAGCUAAGGACUUGGGUAACUGCUUAGCCCUGGGCUGGGCCCGCUGUGGGUAUUAAUUUCCUUUCUGUGCUUCCACUAAGCGCAGCAGGGUCUCUACUAAGAGGUGGACCUUUGUGCCCGACUCAGUGACCACCUGCAGGGAACCUCCAGGGGGCCUCCCUCUCGAGCUGGCAGCAAAGGGCUCCCUGGGGACCUGGAGACCAAAGGAUGGGCAGGAGGCAACACGUGGUCCCAGAUGGCUGUCCGAGUUCCUCAGAGGUCAAUAAAAGUCAUCCUCACUCCUGGGCACCGAGCCAGGACCGGCUGGACCUUCCCCCGCAUCAUCUCAUCGAAUCUUCACUGCAAACGGCGGGCACCACGCUGCUCUCAUGGUCCAGGAGGCUGGGCCUCAGAGGGGCCCCACAGCCGAGCAGUGAGAGCCAGGAUUCAGACCUUGUCUGUCAAACGGGAGCCCAGACUCCUCUGUGUUUACCUCAGAUGCCCCGGGCCUGGCGCAGGCUCUGCACAGAGCAGGAGCAUAGGAAGUGAGCCUUGGGCAGGACGGAACCCAAUAAGGCUCUUGGAGGAAAUAGAAAGAUCCUGUUUCCUGUUGGACACAGAGCCCUGAGGCCAACUCCUAGAGCAAGGCCUGGCUCAUAAUGAUAUUUAAGCCAGGUCUGUGGAUCAGUGAAUGGCGAACAUUUAAAAUAUUCUUGGCCAGAAUUUACACUGUGGCCCCAGAUCCAUGCUUGCAUUAGGAGUUGUAUACAAUGUUCCCAUCUUAUUCCUGCUGCAUUUUUCCAUGCAAAAGACUCUACCCAUGUCUGAAGGAUGCUUGUCCCACUCAUCCCACUAAUUAGAGGCUCCUUUGGGCUCCGCUACUGGUAAGAGAUGGGGAAACCUGUAGUAAGCGCCGACUGUGUGCUUUAACGUAAACUAGCCCAUCUCAUUUCCACCAUAGCCCUACGGGCAGGGCUGAAUGGCCCACCAGACAGAUGAGUCAGACCAAGACCUGGAGGAGUUGGGUGACUUGGUUCAAGGUCACCUGACAAGUUAGAGGCUGACCAGGGAUGGAUCCCAGAUCUGCCAUCCCCCCAAACUCAUCCCCUUUUUCUACCACCAAAUUCCCUCCCAGCCCUAAGGUGCUUCUCUUCCCCAUCCAGUGUGGCCAGUGUAGAUCUCAGAAGUGUCAACCUGGUGACACCAGAUCCGUCACCUUAGGGAGGAGUGAAGGAAGCACCUGCGGAUCAGCUUACUAAUUCGAGGGGCCGAUGAAUUAUUCACACCACCAUUAACUUGGAGGCCCUUUCAGCCUCACCUCUCCUUCUCCUGCUCCAGCCCUUCAGGUCCUGGCCUGCCCCCAGCACAACAGACGUGCCGGGGACCCGGUGAGGAGAUGCUGGCAGAGCUGAGGUUCUGUCUGCUGCUGGGAGUGGCACUGCUGGGCCCAGGCCCCAGGGCCCAGGCCAUGAAAGGUAGGAGCUGCUGGGGACAGGCAGCAACUGGGAGGAGGGCAGAGGAGUAGCAGGUGACAAUGCGGUCUCAGGAGGUUUCUAUGUGGGAGGCCAAGAGGCAGGCAGCUCUUUUGGGGUGAGUCGGCUCAGCUGAAUUGCUUCUGAGAUGAGGAAAAACUAUACUUGUUGAGUGCCUGCUAUGUGCUUUACAUGUAUGAAUGCAUUUACUCUUCACAACCAAACUUCAGGGUGGGUAUUAGCCUCCCAUUUUACAGAUGAGGAAACUGAGGCAGAGAGCGAUUAAGUAACCUGUCUAUGUCUGCGUGGUUACUGUGAGAGCAAAGGGAAUGGCUCAGAGAACUAUUAAAGGUUAUUGCUGGAAGGAGUCUUUACUGCCCUCCUGAGAGCCUGCUGUACUUCCUUACUGCCAGCCAAGUGAAAUCAAAGUUUCUUAUGAAGGCAUUCAAUGCCCUCCCAGGUUUGGCUCCAAUCUUUAAUAUCCAGCCUUGGUUCCCAGCGUCCCUUGGGCACCCCAUGCUCUGGCAAAGGAUCACGCCUUCUUCUAGAGAUGCUUCACCCUCAAGGUUUUCCACCUCCUUUGCCCUCAGCCUGGGAGGUCCCUUUUCUGUUUUUCCACCUGAGAACUUCUGGCUCAUCCGUCAAGCUCAGGUCCAAUACCACCUCCUCCAGGAAGCCUUCCACAUCCCUAGUCAGCCUCAGAUGCUCCGUCCUUGGAGCUUUUCUUUUCUUUUAAAGGGCUGCACCCAAGGCAUAUGGAAGUUUCUAGGCUAGGGGUCGAAUCAGAGCUGUAGCUACCAGCCUACCUACAGCACAGCCAUGGCAACACCAAAGCUGAGCCGCAUCUCUGACCUACACCACAGCUCACGGCAACACUGGAUCCCCAACCCACUGAGCAAGGCCAGAGAUCAAACCUGCAUCCUCAUGGAUACUAUUCCAGUUCUUAAUCCAGUUAGCCACCAAGGGAGCUCUUUGAUAGUUUCUUUACCUUCUGGUGUGACAAGAUGUCCCAAGUGUAUUUUGUGUAUUUCCUGCCCUAGACCAUUCCUCCAAGGAGCCCUGGUUCAUUUUAGUUGGACAUAAUAAUCCUAAUCUAAGGCCAGGGAUGCAAAACACGACUGGAAUAUCAUUGCUUUUAGGCUUCUUAGGGAACAAAGCCAGGAUAUUAACAUUUUUGGAGAUAAAAAUAGAUCUUAAAUUCAUACCAAUGUUUUCAAUUCAAAUUAAGGGUCACAAAGUGUUCUACUUAGUUUUUUAAUUUCAAUUUGUAUCACUCUUCUCUUACACUGAAAAUCUUCGUUUCUAUUGACAUUAACAUAAAUCCUCCAUUCAAAUGUAUAAGAUAUUGUAAAAUAACAGUAUUUCCUAUUACUACUAAUAGUAAGUCUAUUGCAUGUUGUUUAAUAUUUCUUGGUGGUUCAUUUUGUCCUUGGGCAUUCCACUAGGAACAUACAUUCAAAAUCAUGUUUUAACAUAAUGUGAAAUUAUUUUUCCCCAUGUGAAUGUGCCUCCAACUUGACAUAGAGUUAAGCUUAUUUGUUUUAGUUUGGCAUUUUUAGGGAUUACUUAACCUUUUUUUAUAAUUUAUAAACUGUACGAAAAAUUGCUCAUGAUUAAAAAGUCAAAAGGGUGAAAUAUGUUGCAUUUAAUAGCAGUCAUGUCUGUUUCCUCCUGUCUGCUUACUUCUUCUCAGGACAGAGAACCAUUUUUAUUAGUUUCCUUCCAUUGUUUUCUUUUUCAAAACAUAAGCAAAUAUGAACAUAUAAGAAUGUACUUUUAACUUUGUAAUAGAUUGUGCACAUUUUCACUCAGGAUGGGGGGGGUAUUAUUGUUUUUGAUUUUUGAAUUCCCUAAUGCCCAGCAUAUAGUACUAUUUUAUCUAAAAUGAUAGGCCCACCUGACAUGUCCUGUUUCCUUUCCCUGCUUUAUUUUCCCCCAGAGCACUUAUCACUAGUUAAGAUGCUUUAUAUUUUCCUUAUUAUAUUUACUGUCUGUCUUCCCUACCGGGAUUUUUGUCUGUUGAUUCUUGCACCUAGAACAAUGCCUAGCACUCAAACUCUUUCUUGAAUGAAUGCCUGCUAAGUAUUUGAAGACUAAGUAAAUGAAUGAACAAAUACAUGAAUAAGUGAAUUAAUUAAGGGCUAUGGCUUCAUCUCAAAGACGUUGCUUUGUAGCUUGGCCACCACCCACCCAAGACCCCAGUGCUGACUCUGAGCCAUUCUUCCCUUCUGCCCCAGGUGUCAAAUGUGGGGGUGUGCUCUCAGCACCUUCUGGAAACUUCUCCAGCCCUAACUUCCCCAGGCUCUACCCCUACAACACGGAGUGUAGUUGGCUGAUUGUGGUGGCUGAGGGCUCCUCUGUGCUGCUCACCUUCCACGCCUUCGACCUGGAGUACCAUGAUACCUGCAGCUUCGACUUCCUGGAGAUCUACAACGGGGCCUCCGGAGAUCAGGGCAACCUGCUGGGGAGGUUCUGUGGCCAGGUGCCCCCGCCACCCUUCACCUCCUCCUGGCACGUCAUGUCUGUGGUCUUCCACUCAGACAAGCACGUGGCCAGCCGCGGCUUUUCCGCGGGCUACCAGAAAGAUGUGUGUGGUGGUGUCCUGACGGGCCUGUCGGGGGUCCUCACCAGCCCUGAGUACCCCAACAACUACCCCAACAACGUGGAGUGUCGCUGGGUGAUCCGGGCGGCCGGCCCCGCCACCGUCAAGCUGGUGUUCGCGGACUUCCAGGUGGAGGGCAGCGAGCAGUGCACCUAUGACUACGUGGCGGUGCUCGAGGGGCCUGGCCCCGCUCAUGGGCACCACUACUGUGGCAGCGCCAGGCCCUCCACGCUUGUGUCCCUGGGCCACGAGCUGCAGGUGGUCUUCAAGUCUGACUUUAACAUUGGAGGCCGGGGCUUCAAGGCGUACUACUUCUCAGGAGAAUGCCAGGAAGUGUACACAGCCGUGCGGGGCAACUUCUCCAGCCCCCAGUACCCCAGCUCCUACCCUAACAACAUCCGGUGCCACUGGACCAUCCGCCUGCCUCCUGGCUACCGGGUCAAGGUGUUCUUCCUGGACCUGGACCUGGAGGGACCCAACAGCCUGACCAGGACCUGUGACUUUGACUACCUGGCGGCCUUUGAUGGAGCCAGUGAGGAGGCGCCCCUGCUGGGGAAUUGGUGUGGCCACCACCUGCCACCCCCGGUCACCUCGAGCCACAACCAGCUCCUGCUUCUGCUGCACACGGACCGCAGCACCACCCGCAGGGGCUUCUCUGUGGCCUACCUGGGAGUGGUGCCCAUGAACGUGACCUGCUCCCGCACGGACUUCCAGAUCCUGAUAUCUGCGCAGGCACUGGCCCCACUAGAACGGACCAAAGUCUACCUGGGCAGCCGGAGCUGCGCCGCCCAGGAAGUCGGCAGCAACUUCCGGAUCCAGGCCCGCUUUGACACCUGCGGCACUGAGUCUCAGAGAAGAAACAACACUGCGGUGAUCGUCAGUGUGCUGUACAUCGACUUCUCGGCUGGUGGGCGGGAGGACGUCCACGAGUAUGAAGUCCGCUGUGAGCCACGGCGCAAAGAGGCCUCUGUCCACCUGCUGUCCGGCUCCAACUGGCUUGGGCCCUAUGCUGCCACGGCUGAGCACCUUCAGGAAGCACCACCCAGGGAUGAGGCAGAGCCGCUGGAGAGCCCUGUGGCCAUGGUGGCCCAGGACACCAGUGACAUUGUCUUCCUGGGCCUUUGCAUCCUGGCUGGAGUCCUCAUGGUCAUUGCCAUCGUGGUCCUGAUGCUGCUGUAAGCAGAGGCGGGUAGGGACCUGGCA